Paramecium octaurelia is the source of this 2346-nucleotide messenger RNA. NCBI's taxonomy places the organism in Eukaryota, Ciliophora, Oligohymenophorea, Peniculida, Parameciidae. The record is from the annotation of a GenBank genome assembly.
GAAAUGGAUUAGACAUUGUAUCAGAACAUUUAGAAAAAAUUAGAAAACAAAAUAGAUUUCAGUAAUAAGAAUGAUGAUCUUAAGAAUUUGUUACUUGAGUGCAAUAAGAUAUAGAGUGUAUGAUUCAUUUUUAAAUUAAGAAUAUACUAGGUUAUAAAAUAAUGACUCAGGUAUUUUAAGCAAUUCAAAAAUCUGGGCAAAAGGUUCUUCUGAUGGAUUAGGAUCAAAUAUAAAUAAUUAAGACCUGUAAAUCUUUGGCUAUCUUGGGAUAUCUUCAUGAUCAAGAAUAAAUUAAAAUAAUCAAUAAAGACAAAGAGUUCAGGGAAAAUAUAAGAGUUCAAAUACAAGAUCUUCAAUAGCAAGGUAAUUUAGAGAAGGCUUUUUUGCUGGACGAAGUAAUGAAAUACAAAAGUAGAAAAUAUAUUGAGGAAUAUACGGAAAUAAGCAAAGCCAUUAAAACUAUGGUAAACUUAUUAAUAGAUUUUGGAAAUGAUUCAUUUAAUUUCACCUAAAUCUUUGAUGUCAUCCUCAAUGCAUUGUUGCUUACAGGAAAUAAUAGUACGAUUGGAAGGGAUUACCAAUUGUUGUCUAUUUUAGAUAAAUUGCAGAAGCUUCUUGAUGAAACCAGGUCACCCUAUUAAUGGACUAUCGUAAUGGAAUCAAUAUUAAAUGCUUCGACCUAUAUGGAAGAACCAACAGAUUUAGUGCAGCCUAAUAUGAUAACGAGAAUAAUAUUAUUCAAAGUAAGAUAAACUAAUAAAUUAGAUCCCAUAUAUUGAGGAUAUCUUUAAGUAUUUUGGUAAGUAUUUAGGGAAAUGCUAUAAGUUUGAAUAUAGAAUGUUCGAAGCAAUGUUAAAUUUUGGAGUUACACAAUAAACACUUGAAUUAAUAUUGUAAUUUAGCAAAUAAUUUGUUAAAGACUAUUAAACAGAUAUUUUAGUAGAGAUGAGAAAGAAUCUUAUACCUAAUCUAAUAAAGUAUAUGAGAACAAUCAAUUGUUUUGACUAGACCUAAAAUUUAUUUAAUUAUUUCUUAAUCUCAUCCUUUUCAUAGGUAGGUGAUGCUUAACUAGAUUAAUAGCAUUUUUCAGAAAUUAUCACAAAUUACUAUAAUAAUUUCGAUUUAUAUAACGAUAAAUAAUUACAGAGAAUUGCUAAUUUUCUUGGUCUGUUACAACAACCUAAUAAGAAAAGUUUGAAAAAUUAUGACCUUUUAGAGUCAAAACUAAAAAAAAAAUAUAUAUAAAUCCCAUCAUCAAAUUCAAAUAUACUAUUGUAAAAUGAACAAAUUCAAAUUUGGUUUCAAGAUGAAAAUUCACAAAUCGAGGAUAAACAACCGAAAUUAAUAGGCCUGAGAAAUUUAUUAAAUAGUAAGAAUUUUUAUAUUUUAAGCCUGCUACUUGAACAGUUUUAUCUAAGCACUCUUUUGGACUUUAGAUUUCAGAAAUCUGAUAUUAAAUGAAUUUAAAAGAGAAGAAAUUGUAUUUUUAAAACCAUUCAGUUUAAAAACAAACUUCCUUAGAGUAUUUAUCUUCCUGAAAUAUAUUAGUGCUUCUUGUUCUUGGAUUCCAUGAGUGAUGAAAUUGAUUACACACCAUUAUUAUUAAAAAGAUCCUUGAGAGAACCUUAUAAAACAGAUGAUAGACAGUAGGAUGCAGCUGAAUUUGGUGUUCAUUUAUUUGAAGAUAUGGAAAAAAAUUUUGAUUAAGAAGAAUACGUAACUCAAUAUGUUUAUUGUUUAUAGAAAAAAAUUAAAGAAAUAUUUUAUGGUAUGUCAAAAUCAACCUUCUAGUGUAAAAAUUGUGAUAAGCCAACCAAAGGGCCAGAUGAAGAAUUUAUGUAUAUCACAUUGAACUUUGAAAACAAUAGAAGAGAAAAAGAUGAAAUAGAAAAAAUGAUUCUAAGGCAUUAAAUGAAGGAAUAAAUUACAUUUAAUUGUGAGCAAUGCAAAAAAACAAGCCAAAGUACCCGAACUCUAGAAUUUUCAAAAUUACCUAAAAACAUAAUUAUUUAAAUUAAUAGAUUUGAAUUCCAAAAUGGAGAGAGAUCUAAAAUAAAUGAUCAAAUCAAUUUAAAACCAAAGAUAUAAAUAAAAGAGAACCAAAAAUAAUUAACCUAUGAACUUUAUUCAAUCAUUAUACAUUUUGGAUAAAUACCAGAUGCAGGUCAUUACACUGUAUAUUGUAAAGUGAAAGACGAAUGGUAUCGAUAUGAUGAUAGCAUUGUAACUAAGAUUGAAGGAGAUUUUGAUAGAGUGUAAAGAAAUUUCAGGUAACUAAUCAAUUAAUCUUAUUAUAGAAAAGAAGAAACUCCAUAUCUAUUAUUCUUUAGAAGAGUAAGCGGAUGA